This is a messenger RNA of Ostreococcus tauri, 507 nucleotides long. RefSeq names its product DnaJ domain. The record is from RefSeq and is a predicted model, not a curated record. The transcript has a single exon. Lineage: Eukaryota; Viridiplantae; Chlorophyta; Mamiellophyceae; Mamiellales; Bathycoccaceae. The coding region runs from base 1 to 507 and encodes 168 amino acids.
AUGACGCGACGCGCGGACGACCUCGCGGCGCACCGCGCGACGCUCGGGAUCGACCACCCCGAGCGCGCGUGCUCGAGCGAGGAGGUGCGACGGGCGUUCACGCGCGCGGCGCGACGUUUUCACCCCGAUGUCGGUCGCGAGCGCUGCGGGGGGCGAUUUCGUGACGCGGUGCGCGCGAGGGACGCGUUGUUAGCGCGCGAUGGGAUGGGUGGGGGACGAACGUUCGUAAGCGCGGUGUCCAGACGGGGGGGGGGGAACUGGGCGUACGCGGGGGUGAUGGCGACGCCGUUCUUCAUCGCGGCGCUCGUGAGCGUGGCGCUGCCGAAAUCGACCGAGGGCGCGCGCGCGGGGAUGGGUCGCGUGCACGGGGCGCUGAACCCGCCGGUGAACGAGUGGUUGAAGGAUGAUUUGCGCGAGUACGGCGAUGGGAAUAAGGAGCGGUUCUGGGUGAGCGGUAGGGUGAACCCGAAGAGUGGGACGGAGCGGGAGCGAGCGCGCCGCGGCUAG